This is a messenger RNA of Ahaetulla prasina, 1044 nucleotides long. It is a transcript of the gene EMC7, whose product is annotated as ER membrane protein complex subunit 7. The record is from RefSeq and is a predicted model, not a curated record. Lineage: Eukaryota; Metazoa; Chordata; Lepidosauria; Squamata; Colubridae. The coding region runs from base 53 to 784 and encodes 243 amino acids. Gene Ontology annotation, molecular function: carbohydrate binding. Gene Ontology annotation, cellular component: EMC complex. The transcript has 5 exons.
AAAAGCCUCCUUCCGCUCGUUCGUUAUCCCGGUGUCUCGCGCAAGAGCUGUCAUGGCGGCCGGACUUUUUGGUCUGCUCGGGACGGUCUUUUUGUUGGCGGCGACGUUUCAGUUUACUUCACGUUCGUGGGCUUCAGAGACGCCCGGCGGCGGUAGCAGCGGGGAUGCUCUUGGCGCCGGUGAGCGGUUUAAGAUCGAGGGUCGCGCGGUGGUGCCGGGAGUGAAGCCCCAAGACUGGAUUGCGGGCGCCCGAGUGCUGGUCGACGGGGAGGAGCACGUCGGCUUCCUCAAGACAGAUGGAAGCUUUGUGGUUCACGAUAUUCCUUCUGGAUCAUAUGUUGUUGAAGUUAUAUCUCCAGCUUACAAAUUCGAACCAGUACGAGUAGAUAUUACUUCAAGAGGAAAAAUGAGAGCAAGAUACGUGAAUUAUAUCAAAACAUCAGAAGUUGUUCGAUUGCCAUAUCCUCUUCAAAUGAAAUCUUCUGGACCUCCUUCAUAUUUUAUAAAGAGAGAGUCUUGGGGAUGGACAGACUUUUUAAUGAACCCCAUGGUUAUGAUGAUGAUCCUUCCAUUGCUAAUCUUUGUAUUAUUACCCAAAGUUGUCAAUACAAGUGAUCCUGACAUGAGGCGGGAAAUGGAGCAAUCCAUGAAUAUGUUGAAUUCUAACCAUGAGCUGCCUGAUGUGUCAGAAUUCAUGACAAGACUUUUCUCUUCAAAAUCUUCCAGCAAGUCUACUGGCAGUAGCAGUAAAAUAGGAAAAAGUGGUGCAGGAAAAAGGAGGUAGUUGUUUCUUUUCCUGGAACCACAAUUUGCACAGCUCUGUGAUGUGUUAUCAUCUGGAUGUUCUGUGAAAGAACAGAAAGCCACUACUGUAACCUUAAUUCAGUUUGAAUUUUGAAAGGAUACAACUGUAGCUUUUUAAUCUAUUUAAAUAUCUUGUUCUUGAAAUACCCGGGAGCAUCACUUCUGUCUAAAAUAUGUAAGGUCAGUACUGAUGAUAAUUUAACUCCUUUGUAGAAAUGACAUUAAAGAAUUUAAAUUAUG